This is a messenger RNA of Jaculus jaculus (lesser Egyptian jerboa), 189 nucleotides long. Its product is annotated as beta-defensin 4. Gene Ontology annotation, molecular function: CCR6 chemokine receptor binding; chemoattractant activity. Gene Ontology annotation, biological process: cell chemotaxis; defense response to bacterium. Bases 1 to 189 code for a protein of 62 amino acids. Gene Ontology annotation, cellular component: extracellular region. Lineage: Eukaryota; Metazoa; Chordata; Mammalia; Rodentia; Dipodidae. The transcript is spliced from 2 exons. The record is from RefSeq and is a predicted model, not a curated record.
AUGAGGAUCCAUUACCUCUUCUUCACCUUUCUCUUAGUACUACUGGGCCCUCUUUCAGCUCAAGGUAUAAGCAAUCCUUUUACUUGCUUCAAGAAUAGAGGUCUAUGUUGGGGAAAAUGUCGUGGAAACUGGCAACAGAUUGGUACCUGUGGCAUUCCUGGACUCAAGUGCUGCAGAAAAAGGAAAUAA